Messenger RNA from Coprinopsis cinerea okayama7#130, 1728 nucleotides. RefSeq lists its product as hypothetical. The record is from RefSeq and is a predicted model, not a curated record. Gene Ontology annotation, molecular function: protein binding. The coding region runs from base 1 to 1728 and encodes 575 amino acids. The transcript has a single exon. NCBI's taxonomy places the organism in Eukaryota, Fungi, Basidiomycota, Agaricomycetes, Agaricales, Psathyrellaceae.
AUGCCCAAGUUCACCACCUCAGAAAUCACAGCAGCUCUUACCAUUAAGCCCGCCCUCCUCUCCUCCUUUACAGUCCCCGAUCAGAUCACAAUCGCACAAUCACUCGCGCACCUCGAGCUCCUCAGAUGCCUCGAAAAUGAGCCGCAAGGCCGGCACUGGAUAACGCCAAAGAAUGGGGGUCAUGUAUACGAAUACGUCGACGUCCCUGGGGCGAUAGAGUACCACACCUCUCUUACGAAGGGAAGAGCCGUCAGAGCCCUACCCAACGAAGUCCUCGCCCAAAUAUUCUCGUACGUCGAGAAAGAGGACGUCGAUGGCGUGCGUGCCCCCUACAAGAACUACUCCCUCGUCUGCAAGAAGUGGUACACCUUUGUCCGGAGCCACGCGCCCCUCUGGAAUCGACUCAAAAUCGACGUCGGACGAAUGAACGUCAAGCACAGCCUCCUCAAAAGUGCCCUACUCAGCUCCAAGAACACCAAGCUCGAGGUGACUCUGGAAACCUCCCCGACGCCGCGUACUACCCCAAUGUCGGUGGAAGAAUUAAGGUGGGUACCAGUCCUGUGCAAGUCGCGCGAGCGCUGGACAUCCCUUUGCGUAACCGGCACGGUCAUCAAGCGACUCACCGGUCUGCGCAUCCUCGGACCGGACGUCACUCUCCCCAACGUCCACGAGCUAACCUUCAUCUCGGGGGAGUACCGAAGCGAGGGCACGACACCGCGCGCCAUCCGACGCCCGCCCCGCUCCACCAUUAACUACCGCGUCGACCGCCUGAUCGGAAAACUUCCCCUGUGCACCACCGUCCACGUCGUAGGAACAUGCGGUGUGCAGCGCACCAUCACCUCGGACCUCCUUGCGGACUCAGUCACCUCUCUCUCUUUCAACGCAGGGCCCCAAGGAUGGGUCGUGCAGAUGCCCUACAUCGUGGACUACCUGCGCCGGGGAGCCAGCCGCCUCGAGCGAGUCGUGCUCGGUGGUAACGAGACGCUCCCCGGCAGCUUCCACCCCCGCAUCGUCGAACCCCAACAGGACAUCAGGGUAAAUUCCAGCUCUAUCCCCAUCAUCACGAUGGCCAAGCUGCGCGUCCUAGAGCUCUCAAUGCCAAACUCCACCCCCUACCUCCGGUUCAUCCGGACACCCGCACUCGAAGAGCUGACCCUCACAUUCGGCGAUCCAUACUUCACCGCCCAGUUCGGACCUUCGGCGAACGGGGGAGACGCGCUCCUCCCCUGGAUAUUGCAGAAUUUACAGGUUGACAGUGAACGCGAUUUUGUUGUGAAGAAACUCGUCAUCAAGGGAUUGGAGGAAGGGGCAAUCACCACAGGACUUCUCACCGCCCUGCUCGGCUUCGACAGGGUGGAGAAGUUGGAACUAGUCCUCACUCCUCCCAAGAUCUCUCAACCAGAGUCUGAAGCGACGGGCCCGUCCGACGGACCACACCCAGCCACGACAUCCAUCAUCCCCCUCCCCGAAGAGGUCGCACCCGACAACACCAACUUUGAAGCCAUCUUUUCAAAACUGCGAACGUACGCUGUGACAAACUUCAGCACCGACCCGGUUCGAAAAGGGCCGUGGUUCUUCUACCUGCCCAAAUUGGCCGAGCUUGAUGUGAGUUUUGAAACAGAACCCAGCGCAGACCUUUUGGCAUUCGUCAAUCAGCAGGCUUACAUGGUUGCGAGCAUGAGGGGGAGUGGAGUUCAAGUUAGAGUUUGUGGUCGAGCCGUGAGAUGA